Onychostruthus taczanowskii (white-rumped snowfinch) is the source of this 3110-nucleotide messenger RNA. RefSeq names its product chromosome unknown C15orf48 homolog (gene COXFA4L3). Lineage: Eukaryota; Metazoa; Chordata; Aves; Passeriformes; Passeridae. The record is from RefSeq and is a predicted model, not a curated record. The coding region runs from base 94 to 354 and encodes 86 amino acids. The transcript has 5 exons.
GCGCGGGGCUCAAAGAGCGCGGGGCGGGCCCGCCGGCACCUCCAGCCCCGGCCGGGGAGCGCCCAGAGCCCGAGCCGCUCCGCAGCCGCCAGCAUGAACAAGGGCAUCUUGCACACGCUUAAAACGAAAAGAGAACUCAUUCCCCUGGCCGGAAUAUUGUCCUUGGCAGCAGCUGGGGCGUUCUCUUUUUGUGUCUAUUCACUAUUCCGCAAAUCUGAUGUGAUCAUUCACAAGAUUGGCAGUUCAGAACCAUGGGAAACUAUUGAUCCUGCCAAGCCUCAGAAGCUGGUAACAAUCAGUCAGCAGUGGCGACCUAUAGAGGAGCUGGAAGAGGUCAAAAAGCUUACGAAGUGAGAAGUUUCUGUUGCCUCAAAAAGCGGGAGUGGCCGUGGCUCUCCUCAGCCCGCAGCUCUUCGUGAACGCUGGGAGCGGAGCGCCAUCGUCUGGAAUAGCCGGGAACGGCCUGGAAGGCAACCAGGUGAGGGGAGCCUUUGACUUGUUCUCUCAGGGGAAACAGGAACAGGAGAAAUCUGUAAAAAAUGCAGAAUAAUUGUAUGCUGCGAUGAACUAUAGAGCACCGCCUUAACUAUGAAAGUGUUUGUUUACAGUGUUUUUCUCAAAAUUAAAAGGCCAGAUACUAGACUUAGGUGACUAGUUUUAUAAGUUCAUAUUUAAUCAGUUUGUUUAGGAAUUUAUUAAAUAAUUUCUUUGUGUAUGCUUUGGGAAAAGAAAUAGAAAGAUUGCAGGGACUUGGGUGCUUUUCAUACUCCUGGGAUAAAUGCAGUCUGCUUGCCAUCUGGGUCCUUUUGUUUAUUCAUCAGCUGAACUAAAAAUCCCUGUAUGUAUUAGUUUACUAUGUAAAACAAUGCAGGACACACUCUAUACAGACAACGCUGAUUCAUUUACUGGCUGAUAAUGGUCCUGGAGAAACAACUUAUCUUUUUACCAUGUAUAAGGCAAUCAUGAAACAGUCAUCUUAAGGAUAAAAUUAUAUUUUGCUUAUGAAAUGGCUUGCUUUUUUCCUGGCAUAAAUUGAUGCCAUAAAAGGUGUAAAUGCUUCAGUUAAAAGCUGUAAUAAAUGCAGUUAUUUUAACCUGCAUAUUUAGCACCAGUUGCUUUCAAACUGUGCAAUACUGAGAGAAGACAAUGUAGAAAAGGAAAAUAGAGAUAAAAGAGCAAAAAUACUCAAAAGAGCAAAUAUAAUGAUGAGGAUAUCAUCAUUUUACAGCUUUACACACAGAAGGCAGCUACACGUGUGUUUUAAGAGCAGAUUGCUGUGGUGGCUGCAAAACAGUAAAUGGAAAGGAUCCAUAUUUAUUCUAGUAGCUUCCAAAGUUGUGUCAGGGAUUUGAAAGAAUUAAAGAGCAUGUAGGGUCCUUCCUAGAGCAUUCAGCUCUGGAAAAUUGCAUAAGAAGAGUAGACCAGUAGGGGAUUUUCCAGAUCCUGAGCACAGAGACUGUCAAUGCCCAGCAUGAUUUGUUAUAGAGGGGAGGAGAGGAUGAAACUGGGAAGAGAAUUAAGGGUGGAGGACAUUUAUAUUUUUAAUGUGGAGGACAUUUAUAUUUUUUAUGGUAGAAAAGGAAUCUAGAGGCUUUCAGAAUAGGUCUUUCCUAUGAAUUAGCAGCUUGGUUAGAAGGCUUUAUUUUUAUUUUAUUGAUCAAAGAGGAAAUGACCUUAGGGCAAAGGCAGGCCUGUAUUUGAACAGCACUGUUCUUGGGGUGUGUUCCACCCCUGGUGCAGUGAGAGAAACUCCUGGUGACCCUGUAAGCAGCAGGUGCCCAGAGUGUGAGCUGGACAUUAUUAAUGAAACUGUGGAGAGGACAGAAUAUGGCAAGAAAAUAGAGAGGGAAGCUGAGAGCAGUGGCAUAAUGCAAAGAGCUGGUGAAACAUGACAUUGAGCUACGUGUGCUCACCAAAUGUGUUUGGAGCAAUGUGUUUGGAGCAAUCAGCAAGAAUAAAGACCUUGGCAAUGCUCUUUUGGGUAGAGGGAAAUGGGCUGGGUACUUCCAGGGGAUUGUCUCCUUCUCUUGAGAACUCAAGGGAACUUCUUCUCUGGCAAUGGAUUAGUUUAUUGGACUAGGAAGCUGCUGCAGUAUGUACCAUGUCUUUUACCCAAUAAGCCAUCUUUGUUUAUUACACUUACACUUAUUUGUAGAGAGAAAUAAUGCUUUAACAGCCCUGCCCUGUGCAGCAUCAGUGCAGUGUCUUCAUGAGAUCCCAACAAAACACCUGAACAGAAUCCUUGCCACUCAUUACUUGAUGGGUGUCUUCUGGGGUUUUUCCUUCUAUGUCAGAAAAUUACUUUUAAAUGCCAGCCUUCUGCUUUUCUGAGUCACUCUGCCACUUGGGAGUGAUUCUGCAAGAAAUAGCAGAUAUGUACAGUAGUGAGAUAAUUGAAGACCAGAUUCAAGUAUGACAUUUUAAAUGGUAAUUCUGCUGGUGAAGAAAGAAAUGCUGCUGGUAUUGAAAAGACAAAAUGUCAACACAAUUAAAAACAAAAACCAAACCACAUAAUUAGGCGAGGAAAACAUUCAGAAACAAAAUAUGUUUCUACUAAUUUUCUUCUUAGGAUAAGAACACUUGAGAAGGGAAGAGUAGGAUGUGAGGGUUUGCAAUCUACUCAUAUGAAGAUGUUUUAUUGACUCAUAUGAGUAGGUUGUCAUCAAAACUGUAUCUGUGCUUCAGAAGAGGAUGGGUGACAAUCACUGAUUUAGAAAGGAAAAACCUUCUCCCAAUGUGGACUUUCAGAAGUGGCAAAAUUUUCUCAGGAUUUCAUCUGUUCAGUCAGCAAGAGCAUUCGACCACAGCUCUGAAAACCAGGGAUACUGGUUGUGGAAACCUGCUUGGAUCUCGGAAGUUUUUUGUUUAGAAAGAAGUUCUGUCAAGUAUAUGCAUUUUCACUUCAGGCAGAGCAUUUGUUAGAAGGAAAAGAAUAGUGUAAGAGUGUGUAAACUAUCUUAACCAUAUUAAAUAAUCUGGCUUGGAAAAACAUGAAACCUUAUUUAUAAUAAUGCCCCUUUUCUCUAAGCUGAUACUGAAAACAAUCUUGGAGUAUCUACAAAAACUUACUGAUUCUUUUAUUCUUUAUUCUCAUUUUGUCUUCUGUUGCC